CUUGGGAAUAUAUUGCCAUUCCUUCACUGUCGCUGGGUUGAAAUCCUGGAACUCCCUUCCUAACAGCGCCAACACCACAUGGACUACUGCAGCUCAAAGAAGUGAACAGGAAAAUUUGCUGACAGGAAACUCAAACCAAAAAUCACAUCAAAGUCUGACAGAUUCACUCAAUACAUCAGGUGCUGGAUAUCAUUGAACCUUGAAUGUAGAAGGAGAAAUGUUUUAACCAAUUGCACAGCCUGAAAAAAAAUCUAAUCAUUCACAGCGAGGAUAAACUGUGUACGAAGUUUGGUCUGACCAUCCAACAUGGACAGCCACGAGGACACCGGCACCAUGGAGAAACCGUGGAAAUGUGGAGACUGUGGGAAGGGAUUUGGUUCCCCAUCAAAGCUGGAAAUUCAUCAACGCAGUCACACUGGGGAGAGGCCGUUCACCUGCUCCGUGUGUGGGAAGGGAUUUACUAGUUCAUCCAACCUGAUGAGACACCAGCACACUCACACUGAGCAGAGUUCAGUCAUCUGCUCUGUGUGUGGGAAGACAAUCGGUCAUUCAUCAAACUUUCAGAGGCACCAGCAAACUCACAGUGGAGAGAGGCCGUUCACCUGCUCCGUGUGUGGCAAGGGAUUCAGUCAGUCAUCCUACCUGCUGACACACCAGCGCAUUCACACGAGGGAGAGUCCGUUCAUCUGUUCCUUGUGUGGAGAGGGAUUUAAUCGAUUAUCUAGGCUUCUGAAUCACCAGAGAAUUCACACUGGGGAAAGUCCAUACACCUGCUUUAUCUGUGGCAAGGGAUUUAAUCGGCCAUCCAAACUACUGACACACCAGCGAAUUCACACUGGGGAGAGGCCAUUCGCCUGCUCCAUGUGUGGGAAGGGAUACACCAAUUCAUCUGACCUGUUGACACAUCAGCGAGUUCACACUGGCGAGAGGCCAUUCACAUGUUCCAUGUGUGGAAAGGGAUUCAUUCGGUCAUCCCACCUUCUGACACAUCAACUUGUUCAUACUGAUCAGAGACCUUUUAAAUGUUCUGAGUGUGAGAAGACCUUUAAAAGUGAAAAGGAUCUGCUGACACACCAGCGAGUUCACACUGGGGAGAGGCCAUUCACCUGCUCUGUGUGUGGGAAGAGAUUCACUCAGUCAUCCACCCUGCUGACACAUCAGCAAGUUCACAAGUGACUAUGGAGAUUGAAAUCUGUGGUUACUGUUGCUGUUAAUCCUGUUCAGGAUUGAAUUCUUUCAUUCUGAUAGCUGAAGUUUGUUUCUGCUGAAUUAUAAUUGUGCAAAGAUGGGUGGUAGCUCAGAAGACUGGACAGAAUUUUAAAAAGGAAAAGAAUGAUUGAAAGAUUAAUAAAGAGAGAAAAAGUCGAGUAUGAGAGAAAGUGAGGUAGAAAUAUAAAGACAGAUAGUAAAAGUAAAUAUUGAUAUCUAAAAAUGAAAAGAGUUAACAAAGUGAAGGUUGCUCCUAUAGAAAGUGAAUCUGGGGAGUUAAUAAUGGAAAAUAAGGAGAUGGCAGAUGAAUUGAACAGGUAUUUUGCAUCGUCUUCA
Carcharodon carcharias (great white shark) is the source of this 1545-nucleotide messenger RNA. RefSeq names its product zinc finger protein 436-like. Lineage: Eukaryota; Metazoa; Chordata; Chondrichthyes; Lamniformes; Lamnidae. The transcript has a single exon. Gene Ontology annotation, molecular function: RNA polymerase II cis-regulatory region sequence-specific DNA binding; DNA-binding transcription factor activity, RNA polymerase II-specific. The record is from RefSeq and is a predicted model, not a curated record. The coding region runs from base 307 to 1176 and encodes 289 amino acids. Gene Ontology annotation, biological process: regulation of transcription by RNA polymerase II.